This is a messenger RNA of Drosophila serrata, 1820 nucleotides long. It is a transcript of the gene eIF4A, whose product is annotated as eukaryotic translation initiation factor 4A. The record is from RefSeq and is a predicted model, not a curated record. Gene Ontology annotation, molecular function: RNA helicase activity; nucleic acid binding; ATP binding. NCBI's taxonomy places the organism in Eukaryota, Metazoa, Arthropoda, Insecta, Diptera, Drosophilidae.
AGAAACUUAGCUGAAAAGCAAAAACAGAUUCGUCACUCGACCGACUGGCAGGAAAACAGAGCAGGGAACUCUCAAAUUCUCCAUUACUCAUUUGUCCCAAACGACAGCAGGCACGGAAAUUGUUUGAGUGAACGGUGUUUAAGUCGUCGAAAUUCCGGAUAUAAACCAAUCUAGUCAAUUUUUUAUCGUUGAUAAUGGAUGAUCGAAGUGAAAUAGCUCAGGAUGGUCCCGCCGGCAUGGACCCCGAGGGUGUCAUCGAGUCCACCUGGCAUGAGGUGUACGACAACUUUGAUGACAUGAACUUGCGCGAGGAGCUGCUGCGCGGCAUCUACGGUUACGGUUUCGAGAAGCCGUCGGCCAUCCAGCAGCGCGCUAUCAUUCCUUGCGUGAAGGGUCGCGAUGUCAUUGCCCAGGCGCAGUCGGGAACUGGCAAGACUGCCACCUUCUCGAUCGCCAUCCUUCAGCAGAUCGAUACGUCCAUUCGCGAGUGCCAGGCCCUAAUCCUGGCCCCCACUCGCGAGCUGGCCACGCAGAUCCAGCGCGUGGUAAUGGCGCUCGGUGAGUACAUGAAGGUGCAUUCGCACGCCUGUAUCGGCGGCACCAAUGUGCGCGAGGAUGCCCGCAUUCUAGAGUCUGGAUGCCACGUUGUUGUGGGCACUCCUGGCCGCGUCUACGACAUGAUCAAUCGUAAGGUGCUGCGCACUCAGUACAUCAAGCUCUUUGUCCUGGACGAGGCUGAUGAGAUGUUGUCCCGUGGCUUCAAGGAUCAGAUCCAGGAUGUGUUCAAGAUGCUGCCUCCAGAUGUGCAGGUUAUUCUGCUGUCCGCCACCAUGCCACCGGACGUGCUCGAGGUGAGCCGUUGCUUCAUGCGCGAGCCAGUUAGCAUCCUGGUGAAGAAGGAGGAGCUGACCCUUGAGGGUAUCAAGCAGUUCACAGAGAACUGGAAGUUGGGCACAUUGUGCGAUCUGUACGAUACGCUGUCCAUUACCCAGUCGGUUAUCUUCUGCAACACCCGACGCAAGGUGGACCAGCUGACCCAGGAGAUGUCGAACCAUAACUUCACCGUCUCGGCCAUGCACGGCGACAUGGAGCAGCGUGAUCGCGAGGUCAUCAUGAAACAAUUCCGUUCAGGCUCAUCUCGUGUCCUGAUUACCACUGAUUUACUGGCGCGCGGUAUUGAUGUGCAGCAGGUGUCGCUGGUCAUCAAUUAUGACUUGCCCUCGAACCGUGAGAACUACAUUCAUAGAAUUGGUCGCGGUGGUCGUUUCGGUCGCAAGGGCGUUGCGAUCAACUUCAUUACAGACGAUGAUCGACGAAUCCUUAAGGAUAUUGAACAAUUCUACCACACAACCAUCGAGGAAAUGCCUGCUAAUAUUGCCGAUUUGAUUUAGAUCUUUUUUCUGUUGAGCCGCAAAAACAACUAAGAAAUAAAAUUCUAAAUAAAAAAGUGAGUGAGCAACAAAACAGCAAACCAAGCAAGCAACUGCGGAAAGCGAAAACAACCGAGCGCAAAAAUUUAAUAAAGUUAAAUAUUUAUUAUUCAACCAACAAUUCAAAAAGGCAUCAGAGCAGAGCAACAAACCAAUCAACGAUCAAGGACACGCCGCUGGCAUUAACAACAGAGCAGUAGCGGCAAUUCCAUCAAGCAACCAUGGCAACAACAUCUUGCGGACGCUGGGGCAACGAACAUCUCGCCGAAGGCCCGCAGAGAAGACCAUGUAAACAUUUAGUCCUUCCUUGUGUAACAUCAAUUUUAAAACUGCGUCGUCAACCAGCAACAACAAAUAUAUACAAAUAUAUACAAAAACAAUUUGCAUCUA